Molecule: messenger RNA, 2673 nt
Organism: Trypanosoma rangeli
Lineage: Eukaryota; Euglenozoa; Kinetoplastea; Trypanosomatida; Trypanosomatidae
Product: putative mitochondrial exoribonuclease DSS-1
Exons: 1
Coding region: 1-2673 (890 amino acids)
Biological process (GO): mRNA catabolic process
Cellular component (GO): P-body; exosome (RNase complex)
Molecular function (GO): RNA binding; 3'-5'-RNA exonuclease activity
Source: RefSeq, a predicted model, not a curated record
AUGAGCGUGCCAAAACCAGAAGCAGGUGAACGGUUAAAUGCAUCGGGUCAGGCGGGGCCCACGCGUGCCGUCAUGCAGUACCGCCUUGGCAGCAACAUCGAGAUGGAGGGAAAGGUGCGCGGCGGCAAGGUCGUUAUUGGGCGUCUGCGGAUAUUUUGUCGGUUUACGGCUGGCCUCGCCUUCGUCGGGAGCCCCAUGUUUCCCAGUGACGUGGUGCUGAGAAGCGUGGAGAACAGGAAGCAGGCGCUCCAUGGCGACAUUGUGGCAGUGCAACUGUUGUCUGAAGAGAACUGGCCAGCCCUCGACGACGUGGAGGAUGACGGGCAGCUGGAUGACGUCAGUCAUGACAGUCUCGGUGCCAAAGAAGUCAUGCCUGAAAACCUUCCGGAUGGCCGCUCGAUCACGCGGUGGGUGCAAGACGCCACGCGUCCCGAUGAAUCUUUCCCUGAGUGUCAAUGGGCAAAACGGAUGUCGGCGCCCGCUCUGCAUGACUGGGGCGGCAGGAAGCCCUUUGGGGUGGUGGUGGCUGUGCUCGAGCGCAGUUGCCCAUUGCAUGUGGUGGCACGUCUCUGCGACGAUGCCUUGCAACCCAACGAGGCUGUGAAGAGUAAUCGUUACUAUCAAUUCAAAUGCUUCGAUCCGCUGUUGCCCAACAUUGCAGUUUUUGGGCGAGACAUUCCAGUGUUGCUGCACGCAAGGCUGCAAAAGACUUUUUUUUUACUGCGCCUUGUGACACGCGGCGACGGGGACUUUUUUUGGACAGCCUGGAAGUUCCUUACGGGCAAAAUUGUAAGAGUGCUCGGCGAGGUGGAUUCGAUACAAGCCAAUAGUUUUGCGUUGUGUAACGCGUGUGAAAUUUCUAUGGAUGACUUUUCAGAGGAGGCGUACGCCUGCGUGCCCGAAACGUUUUCUGUGCCAGACAAGCAAACUUUGCUGCGUUUGGGACGGCGUGAUCUUCGCGAGGAGGAGUUUGUCUGCAGUAUCGACCCGGCCACCGCACGGGACUUGGAUGAUGCUCUGAGUAUUGACCGCACACCUGGUGGGUAUCGUGUGGGGGUGCAUAUUGCGGAUGUCUCCUACUUUGUUCCCGCGUCGUCCCCGUUGGACGAAGAGGCGUGUGAGCGUUCGACUAGCGUGUACCUGGUGGAGAAGGUGAUCCCCAUGCUGCCGCGCAAGCUCAGUGAGGACUUCUGCAGCUUGAACCCUAGUGGCGAUAAAUUUGCAUUUUCGUGUCUAUUUCACCUUGAUCACCACGGCAAGGUGACAUCCGAGUGGUUCGGCCAGAGUGUUAUACGUAACCGCUGCCGUUUGACCUACGAGGACGCACAGCGCAUUCUCGACGGUGACGCAACUGUGUUUGACACACUUGACUUCGGUGAUGCGACGGAUGUGCAGCGCCUUCGAGAACGUGUUGAACUCUCCAUCCGAACACUAUUUGAGCUUGCGUCAAAGUUGCGUAUGUCCAGCUUGCGCCGCGGCCGUCUGACAAUUGGAAAUAUGAAGAUUCGAUACCAAUUUGAGGACAUUGCGAAUCCUACCUUUCCUCAGGGAUUUGACAUUUCACGACAGAUCGAGGCCAAUUGGCUUGUGGAAGAGUUUAUGCUACUGGCCAAUGCGCGUGUUGCGGAGAAGAUUGUGGAGUACAUGCCGGACCAGGCGCUACUGCGACAACACGAGCCACCUGAUCGUGAACGCGUCGCGACUCUGAAGGCAACAUUAGGCCGUUUGGGUCUGGAGAUGCAAGGUGGCUCGAGCAAGUCGCUGCAGGAGAUGCUUGACAACGCGAAGAAUAGUGAGUUCUACGACGACUUUUGUGUUGCGCUGAAGUAUGUGUUACAGCAGGCGAAAUAUUUUGUGAACGGCUGUGAGGAGACGGAGGCGUACAGGGGCCACUAUGCGCUUGCAAUGCCGUGGUACACGCAUUUUACAUCCCCCAUCCGUCGCUACUCUGAUAUUAUUGUCCACCGUCAGUUGUUGUGUGCUUUGGAAAUUGAGUCCAUCGUGAAGGGAAUCAGAGUGGGGCAGAACGGCCGUUGCCGGCCCGUGCAGCCUGGUAGCGUCAACCCCAAUCAACUCUCUACCCGAGACUAUUUUUACCCCGUCAGCGAGGUGGAGAACAUUGUGGUCAAGGCCAAUGUAAAGAAACUAAUGGCCCGUCAAGUAAGCGAUGCCUCGCUAGGUAUAUUCUUCUGCUAUUACCUCAAGGCGCUCAAGCGAGUCAUGGAUGCGAGCGGCAACGCGGAAGGGGCUCCCUUCGCCCCACGCGUGCAGGCAGUGGUGGUGCGAGUCGUGGCGAAGAACAGCACCUUCACCCUCUUUGCGAAGGAGGUGGCACAGGAAGGGCAGAUCAGUUUAAAAGACAAGGAGCAACGCUUCAAAAGCGAUAAACCCGUGGACGACGCCGCGGAUAAUAGUGAAGAGAAGAAGGAUAAAAAAAAGAAGCGGGUUGAGGCAGAAGCGGCCCAAACUGCAGGCAGCCUUAGCAUUAACUGGGGACCGCAUCCCGUGACAGGUGAUGAGGUUGUGGAGGAGGUGCUGCCGAUGACGGCAAUGACCGCUGUGCUGACUAUCAGAAAACAGAAGGGCUACGAAGAGCUUAAAAUGAUUGUUGAUCCCCCGUGGGAAAGGAAAUGGGAUGCUGCCUCGAUUCCUAAAACACUUCUUAGUUGUUGA